AUGACUUCUGAGGUACUGAUACUUUAUGAAAUGGUGCUUGAUAGCUGGAAAUCGGUUAUCAAGUUUCAAACUGCUCUUGGAGGAGUUACGUUUAUUUUGUCUCUUGGAUCGCUGAGUUACAUUCUUGGCACUUUACGAGAGUAUCAUGACCAAGAUAUAUUGAACUUCAACUGCGAUCCCAAACCCAGUGAUUUUAUCAAACAACGUUGCUAUGACAGCUACAUUUCUACAGUUACCGAGCCGUAUGGGUUAAUACCUCAGGAUUUUGUUGCCAUAACACUCGGUGUUUUGUGUUUAUGCGGGGUCAGCUUUGCAAUUUGUGGUACUGUGGCCCUUCGAAAAAGACCAGGAGACAGAAAUAACAGAAACGCAGAAAGAUUUCUUCUCAUCUACUUCAUCCAUGUAUUACUUCGAAUAUUAUUCCUGGGUGUCAUGUUAGGGCUGGUCUGCAGUUACCACACACUUUCUUUACCAUCCGUUUUUAAGUGUGAUAAGCAGACCAACAGUCAAACCACGCCAAGUCCUCUUAACCAGACAAAAAUAUCGUUGCAAUGUAAUGAUUAUCGUCACAAGGGGAAAUCAGACCAAACUAUAGCUUUUAUCUCUGUUUGUGCCAUUGUCAUGGUGCUUAGUAUAUGCGAAGUCCUGCACUUGCGCUGUAACAGGAAAAACUUUCUGUCCGCGCUCAUUGGAGACACUGGUGAUUACAUGUUACUGCCAUGUUUACCUGAGAAACCGACCAUCACAAAUACAGAAACGGAAGUUGACAAGGAUUUCAUUGUUAUGUGGUCAGAGGCUGAGGCCAACAGCAGUAAUCGCAGCAUUAAAUACCGUCUGGAAUGGAGGAAACAACCGGUGACAGGAUCCACAGAAACGGCUCAACGAGAAAAUAUAAAGAGAACACACCUCAAGAUUACUGGUCUUGAGUAUGACAUAGAGUAUGAAGUGAAACUGUUUGCUGUCAACGAACAAGGAGACAGUGAGCCAGAUGUCAGAACAUUUAAGACAAAGAGUGAUUUUCACUUCUCCUUUGACGACAUCUACACCAGACUUAAAGUCAUCUACAGAAAGAAAACGAAAGGAACAGCAACAGACCGAGUUGUAACGAUGUCUGAAAUCUUCAACCAGCACGAAGAAUGUGAAGAACCAAGAGUAGUGUUAAUUGAAGGGAAGCCUGGUAUGGGAAAGACCACUUACUGUAAAAAAGUUGUUUUCGACUGGGCCUCAGGAAAACACGCAACCGGAAAUUGCUUCGCAAACAUCGUAAUAGUGCUUUUGAUCAAAUGUCGUGAUGUUCAGUCUGGCCUUUGGGAGGCCAUUGAAGAUCAACUUCUGCCUCGAGAAGUUGGUGAAGACCAACGUGAGAGAUUCUUCGACUUCAUUCGCCACAAUCAAUCUAAUGUUCUUCUGGUACUCGAUGGAUUGGAUGAAGUUUCUGAGAAGAAGCUACCUAUGUUUUCAGAAAUUAUUCAAGGGCGAGUACUGCCAAACUGUCGCGUGGUUGCUACGGCACGACACGAAGCUGGAGUCAAAGUUCGAAAAUACUGCGACACGCUGUUAGAAGUUGAGGGAUUUACUGAAGAAGAUGUACAAUCCUUCAUCAUAAGGUACUUCAAAGACGAACGAAACUUGGCCAUGCAGCUUAUCAAACACCUGUUUAUUGAUCGCAAGUUAUAUGAAAUAUUGACGAAUCCUCUCAACACUGCGCUUCUUUGCCUGGUCUAUGAAGAUUUGAAAGGUGUAUUUCCUGAAAGCAGAACGAAGCUGUACAUGGAAAUAGUGGAGUGUGUACUAAGGAGGUACAGAACAAAGCAGCAACUACCAGAAAACGGUGAAGACCUUGUUGACCUUUACGAAAGCCAAUUGAAACACCUUGGUUCGAUAGCUUUGAAAGGUUUACUUGAAGACAACUUGGAUUUUGACGAGAAGGAGCUUGGAAAACACAAAGCAAGCGAUUUACCUGGAUUUGGAUUUCUGUCAGUUCAGCCUGGAGGCAGUAAACUAAGACCAACUAGACGUUAUAGCUUUCUUCACAAGACUUUCCAAGAAUUCUUCGCAGCCUUCUAUCUCAGUUGUCAGCUUAUCCAGAAAGAAAUCAGUACGAACAGCAUAGCUGCUGGCAAAAAAUAUCGCCAUCAACUGAAAGAAGUGCUUCUGUUUACAUUUGGUAUGCUAGCAGCACGAUGCGAGGAAACAGUGGUGAACCUUCUGAAAAGCAUAGCAACACAGUUAAACCAGGAAGAAGAGGAAGACGUGGACGUUAUAUUAGAGUGUGUUAAUGAAUGCAAAAAGAAGAACAAAAAUGUUGAUGAAAAAUUGGCUACCGCUCUUGGCGCUUCUCUUCAAACUGAAACUGUUAAAGUUUCAAGUGUAAAAGUGGAUGAAACUCUAGCUGUCUUUUUAAGCAACUUUCUGAAAACAAAUACAACUGUGACAAAAUUAACAUUGAGUAUCUCUUCGCAAGAUGGGGUUGCCGCUCUUGCAGAGUGUUUGAAAUAUAAUGCAUCGCUGGAAACGUUGAAUUUGAGUUAUAAUGGAAUUGGUGAUGAUGGUGCUGCUGCUCUGGGUGAGUGUUUGAAAUAUAACAAAUCGCUGACAACGUUGGAUUUGAGAAAUAAUCGAAUUGGUGAUGAUGGUGCUGCUGCUCUGGGUGAGUGUUUGAAAUAUAACAAAUCGCUGACAACGUUGUAUUUGAGACAUAAUCGAAUUGGUGAUGAUGGUGCUACUGCUCUGGGUGAGUGUUUGAAAUAUAACAAAUCGCUGACAAUGUUGAAUUUGAGUUGGAAUUGCAUUGGUUAUGAUGGUGCUGCUGCUCUGGGUGAGUGUUUAAAAUAUAACAAAUCGCUAACAAGGUUGGAUUUGAGUAAAAAUGGAAUUCCUGGUGAUGGUGCUGCUGCUCUAGGUGAGUGUUUGAAAUAUAACAAAUCGCUGAGAACGUUGAUUUUGAAUCAUUCUAAAAUUGGUGAUGAUGGUGCUGCUGCUCUGGGUGAGUGUUUGAAAUAUAACAAAUCGCUGACAACGCUGAAUUUGGGUAGCAAUAAAAUUGGUGAUGAUGGUGCUGCUGCUCUGGUUGUUACGUAGGAGUGUCAUCCACAUGUGACAAUACUUGCAAUAAAUAGAACCCCUCUAGGACAUGGCUACCUUGCCUUAUGACCAACUUUAAGAAGCGUUUACGUCAGGAAUAAGCAGCGAUUAAUGACUCUGACCUUGAACAGGGUAAAUGUACAGUAGCUUCCAUUUAUCGAUAUCAGUAUUAGUAUAAGACUUACGUAGCAUCUGUUUGCCAAGAUUAUUUACUUUUGUAAGAGCUUUUAUAAAAGCGUGUACGUUUAGUCAAGAGACCGUUACACUUUAUUACAAUCUUAUCUACACAACUUUUACCUUGUCACGUUUAAUGGAUAAAGCUGUUAAAAGAAACUAUGCUUCAUCUGUAACGCGCGUGCGUGUAAACCACCAGAUUAUCCGCGCGAGGAUAAUUUGGAAACAUUGGACUGCCUCGGAUUUUGUUGUAGUUGAAAAUCGGAUGUAAUAUUUUUUGUCUUUAGUAAUAAAUUCUGCUCAUAUAUAUAUAUUUUCUAGAGGGACUGCCAUAAUUGGUUUAAGGUUAGAGUAAUUAUUCUUUGGUGAUCAGUUACUUGAUUCUCAUAAACUUACUUUAGUGUGAUAAUGUGCUGACACUUUUAAGUCCUGUGAGAAAUUUGAAGUUGAUAAUUCUUAGGGUGCAAAGAGUUAAUUAAUAGAGUUGUAGCCAUGUUGUAUGGUAAGACUCUUUAUGAUGACUACAUGAGGCUUUGUUGUAGGCUGUGAAGAACAAUCUAUUUUUCGAAGUGAACUUUUUUUAGAAAAGUUGUUACAAGACAUUUUUUAAUUUUGUAAGGGUAUGUUUACUUGAACCAUUUAUGUAUUUCUUAAGACGUAACUGAUAUAA
Messenger RNA from Pocillopora verrucosa, 3928 nucleotides. The record is from RefSeq and is a predicted model, not a curated record. NCBI's taxonomy places the organism in Eukaryota, Metazoa, Cnidaria, Anthozoa, Scleractinia, Pocilloporidae.